AGAAACAGGAAGUGAAGAAAGACUGCAGGCAGAAACAAAAAAAAACAACAACAUUGGAGCAAAAUUGAAUCCAAAAAUGGAUAAUCAGGAGUCUAAGUCAAUGAGUAACGAUUCACGUUGCGUAUUGUUUAACACACAUUCAGAAGACUAUCGAUGUGUGCUGAUUUUAUCCGUAAAGCGAGCGACAGGAACCUUCUCCUUAGUAGGAUGCCUUUUCAUGCUAUUUGUGAUCUGGCUGCUUCGCCGGUAUCACUCUCUGGCUCAGAAAAUGAUUCUCAGCCUGACUGUAGCAGCCUUCUUCGACAGCACAGCAUAUGUCAUGGGUGAGUCACAUCCAGAGGGAUCGCUUUGUGACUUCCAGGCCUGGUGGCUAACGUACUUUGACUGGAGUGCCUUGGCCUGGGUUUGCCUCAUCACGCUGAACCUUUACCUCAACCUGGUCAGAGAAGUGAGCACCAACAGAUAUCACAUGAUGUACCAUCUGAUGGCGUGGGGGGUUCCUCUAGUCAUGGCCUCUUUGCCGCUGCUAAAGGGUUACUACGGCCCAGCAGGAGCCUGGUGCUGGAUCACAGACCAUCACGUAGCCUGGAGAUUUGGGAUAUGGUACGUGCCCCUGUUCGGCCUCAUCUUCCUGAUGAUCCUCUGCUACGCCAGGAUCAUCUGCGUGGCCAAUGAGAGGAUGCAGUCAUGGUUGGGAACCUUCAACCCAGAGAGAGAGAGACGAAAGGUCUCUUUGGCGGAGGAGAUCAAACCGUUGAAGUGGUAUCCCUCCGUCUACCUGCUGGUGUCUAUCUUUCCUCUCAUCAACAGGCUCCAUAACGCCUUCUACCCAAAGGAUCCCUCCUUCCCUCUCACCCUGUUGCACGUCCUGUCAGCACCGCUCCAUGGGUUGGCCAACGCCUUCGUCUUCGGUCUGGAUAGAGAUUGGUGGAGCCUGCUGAGCCCUACUGGCAUGCAGCUGGCUCUGCAGUCGCGGCUGUGUGACAGGACUCGGAUUGGAGAGUACCACCCUGGGGCGGUGCGCUACACGCAGGCUGACCUGGUUGACCUCAGCGAUGACGACGACGAUGACACCAACGUGCUCUUCUACUCCCCUGACAUGACCCUGAAAGACAGAGGGCCCUGAGAGAGAGAGAGAGAGAGAGAGAGAGGAGCAGGAGGGAGAGAGAGAGAGAGACAAAAGCAGAACAGAAACGCAGCGGAUUAGAAACCGAGAGGUAGGGAGGGAAGAGGAGGGAAGAUUGGGGGGGACAGUCAGCCAGAUAGAAGCUGGAGAUGAGCUGUCAGGUUCCAUUAUUAAUCCUCAUCCUUUACUAUUUAAUAUCCUAAAGACACACACACACACACACACAUACUGAGCAGAGGAGUUCUCCCUGCAAUACCACCACCACCACAGAGGAGCAGAUCUAAAGAGCCUCCUAUGUUGAAGGCAUCGUAAAAAGAUCCUAAAAUGAUUUCCCGUUGCGCAGGGCCGUCUUCUCGACUCCUGCGUUCUGCAACGUUUCGGCAUAUCGCAAAAAUAAAAACCAGACUAAGUAAGAAAAACAAAAAAGAAUGCCGAAAGGCAGUUGCAACAAGGUGUUAGUUUAGCAUUUGCAGUAAUUACCUUUUUCACUUCUCUGCAGGGGGUGCAGUGGAAAGCAGGCCUUUUGUUAAAAAACAAAAAGCACCUUUUUUGCCUGUGAUGAGAAAGCAUUUAUACUGAGAUUGGUCGGCGUACUGAAUACUUUCUCUUGCUGUAUAAUGGGGUAUGUGGCAACAGUGAAGAUAGGGGAGGGGGUUUUUAAAGACGAGAGAAGAAGACUCUGAAGGACAAAUACAUUUCAGACCACGAGUGUUAAGUGCAGCGCAGUAAUUCUCUCCUUCCUCAGGCAGUAUUUAUUUCCUCUUUAUCGUCUUUACAUUUGGUGUUGUUGAAAACUUUCGCACAAGUAUUCCUUUUUUUUUGUAUUUUUUUAUGACAAUACUGCAUUUGUUUGUUAUACUGUAUUUAUAACAGAUCGAUGUACUCUAUAUAUUUAAAUGUAUGCUCUAUUUUUGUACGUGCCUUGGACUUGGAUUAUGAAGAGAAAAAAAAGCUUCUCUUGGUCCAACAAAAACCUGCUGCUCUCAAGUUACUGUCGAGCAGAGCCUGAUUCAAUACAUUGAGCCUUAAGAACGAACGAACGAACUAAAAGAUAACGUUACUAAUCAGAUACACACUCCCCCACACACGCACGCUUAUAUGCAAACACACGUUAUUUCUCUCGUCACAACAGGUUCAGGAAAAGAUGACACGUGCGGUAGGUAGGUAGGUAGGUAGGUAGGUAGGUAGCCACGGCAUAGCAACAGCCUUCAGUGUUCAUCAUCUCACGGCCCUCGUGUUUGGCACUGAGGGGGACCAAGCUGAGGUGUGAUGAUAGGCAGAAUGAAAGAAAGUUCUUUUUUAUAGUCAACCUCAGUGCAUUUUGGUUUUUUUUUUGCACAGAUCUAGGUGAUUGUUAUCACUGUGGGUGCCUGCCGUCGCCUUUUCUGCUUUCUCUUUGACAAGGUGAAGUAAUGAUCUGACACUUGACACUUUUUUUUUUACCCUUCAGGUGUUGAACUUUUCUUCUGGGGGGGGGGCGUCAAUAUCACCCGAGUGCAACUUUGGUUUGCUAUUCACAAGAGCCCAAACACUAUUAAACACACACACACACACACACACACACACAUAUACACACACACUUGAGCUGUGCCAUACCCCUCUUUUGGCACUGCUGCUGUUUUGACUUGACUGUACACUCCAUCAAAUAAAUGAGCAGCAGAGACAUUUCAUAACAAAGCUGA
Molecule: messenger RNA, 2808 nt
Organism: Labrus mixtus (cuckoo wrasse)
Lineage: Eukaryota; Metazoa; Chordata; Actinopteri; Labriformes; Labridae
Exons: 13
Coding region: 77-1126 (349 amino acids)
Biological process (GO): cell surface receptor signaling pathway; adenylate cyclase-activating G protein-coupled receptor signaling pathway
Cellular component (GO): plasma membrane
Molecular function (GO): G protein-coupled receptor activity; cAMP binding
Source: RefSeq, a predicted model, not a curated record